Messenger RNA from Erinaceus europaeus (western European hedgehog), 4786 nucleotides. RefSeq names its product SWI/SNF related, matrix associated, actin dependent regulator of chromatin, subfamily a, member 5 (gene SMARCA5). Gene Ontology annotation, cellular component: chromatin; nucleus. Bases 458 to 3595 code for a protein of 1045 amino acids. Gene Ontology annotation, biological process: regulation of transcription by RNA polymerase II; nucleosome organization. NCBI's taxonomy places the organism in Eukaryota, Metazoa, Chordata, Mammalia, Eulipotyphla, Erinaceidae. Gene Ontology annotation, molecular function: ATP hydrolysis activity; ATP-dependent chromatin remodeler activity; ATP binding. The record is from RefSeq and is a predicted model, not a curated record. The transcript has 24 exons.
GCUCUCUAGAGUCCCGUCAAUGAGCCGACUCUCCAUCUCGCGAGGGUUGAAAGUCGGUGGCGUAGGUAGUUAGUGGUCCUGGAGGCCGGGCGGCGGCGGCGGCGGCGGCGGAGCCGGGUCCCUGCUCUGCGCUCUCUCGGGCUUUCUCUCCCUUAACCCCGCCCUCGGCCCUCGGGCGCACCCGCCCGCCUCCCCUGACCCGGUGACCCCGCUGGCCCCGCCCCCCCGCGACGUGCUUCCCGCCGCGGGCCGUGCGCGGCUCGAACCCCGACCCGGCGGACCAGGCGGCCGCGACGCGGAGGACGAGGUCGCGGGCCCGGCGCAGCGGCGCGCGUUCGGCAGGGCCUCUCGCCCCCCUUCCGGCUCCCGGCUCCCGGCUCCCGGCUCCCGGCUCCGUGGCCGCCCGCCCGGGCCCAGGUCUCUCCGUCGUCCGCGCCAGGUGACGCAGCCGCAGAGCAUGGCGAGCGCGGCCGAGCCGCCGCCGCCGCCGCCCGCCGAGAGCGCGCCCUCCCGACCCGCGGCCCCGGCCGGCGGCGCCAACAAAGGCGGCCCCGAGGGCGGCGCGGCGCCGGCGGCUCCCGGGGCGGCGGGCCCCGCGGACUCGGAGAUGGAGGAAGUAUUUGAUGAUGGGUCUCCUGGAAAGCAAAAAGAAAUUCAAGAACCAGACCCGACAUAUGAAGAAAAAAUGCAAACUGACCGAGCAAAUAGAUUUGAGUAUUUAUUAAAGCAGACAGAGCUGUUUGCACAUUUCAUUCAACCUGCUGCUCAGAAGACUCCAACCUCACCGUUGAAGAUGAAACCAGGGCGCCCACGAAUUAAGAAGGAUGAGAAGCAGAACUUGCUAUCAGUUGGAGACUACCGACACCGGAGAACAGAGCAAGAAGAAGAUGAAGAACUAUUAACAGAAAGUUCCAAAGCGACCAAUGUUUGUACUCGAUUUGAAGAUUCUCCAUCAUAUGUCAAAUGGGGGAAAUUAAGGGAUUAUCAGGUCCGAGGAUUAAAUUGGCUCAUUUCUUUGUAUGAGAAUGGCAUCAAUGGCAUCCUGGCAGAUGAAAUGGGUCUGGGGAAGACUCUUCAAACAAUUUCUCUUCUUGGCUACAUGAAACACUAUAGAAACAUUCCCGGCCCUCACAUGGUUUUGGUUCCUAAGUCUACGUUACACAACUGGAUGAGUGAAUUCAAGAGAUGGGUGCCAACGCUGAGAUCUGUUUGCUUGAUAGGAGAUAAAGAACAGCGAGCUGCUUUCGUCAGAGAUGUCUUACUGCCGGGAGAAUGGGAUGUCUGCGUGACAUCUUACGAAAUGCUCAUUAAGGAGAAGUCUGUUUUCAAAAAAUUCAAUUGGCGGUACUUGGUUAUUGAUGAAGCUCACAGGAUCAAAAACGAAAAGUCUAAGCUGUCAGAAAUAGUGAGGGAGUUCAAGACUACGAACCGACUGCUGCUCACCGGAACACCGCUACAGAACAACCUGCACGAGCUCUGGUCGCUUCUUAACUUUCUGCUGCCAGAUGUCUUUAAUUCAGCAGAUGACUUUGAUUCUUGGUUUGACACAAACAAUUGCCUGGGGGAUCAAAAGCUUGUUGAGAGACUUCAUAUGGUUUUACGUCCAUUCCUCCUCCGUCGAAUUAAGGCUGAUGUUGAAAAGAGCUUGCCUCCAAAGAAAGAAGUAAAAAUCUAUGUGGGUCUCAGCAAGAUGCAAAGGGAAUGGUAUACGCGAAUACUGAUGAAGGAUAUAGACAUACUCAACUCUGCGGGGAAGAUGGACAAGAUGAGGUUACUGAACAUCCUGAUGCAGCUGAGAAAGUGCUGUAACCACCCGUAUCUCUUCGAUGGAGCCGAGCCCGGCCCUCCGUACACGACGGACAUGCAUCUAGUCACCAACAGUGGCAAGAUGGUGGUGCUGGACAAGCUGCUUCCUAAGCUGAAAGAGCAAGGUUCACGGGUACUAAUCUUCAGUCAGAUGACAAGGGUAUUGGACAUUUUGGAAGAUUAUUGCAUGUGGAGAAACUAUGAGUACUGCAGGUUGGAUGGGCAGACACCCCACGACGAGAGACAGGAUUCCAUCAAUGCCUACAACGAACCAAACAGCACGAAGUUUGUUUUCAUGCUGAGCACACGAGCUGGUGGUCUUGGCAUCAAUCUUGCUACUGCUGAUGUGGUGAUUUUGUAUGAUUCAGACUGGAAUCCCCAAGUAGAUCUCCAGGCUAUGGACCGAGCACAUAGAAUUGGCCAAACCAAGACAGUCCGAGUAUUCCGCUUUAUAACCGACAACACGGUAGAGGAGAGAAUAGUGGAGCGCGCAGAGAUGAAGCUCAGGCUGGACUCCAUCGUCAUUCAGCAAGGAAGACUUGUGGAUCAGAAUCUGAACAAAAUUGGGAAAGAUGAAAUGCUUCAGAUGAUCAGACAUGGCGCAACACAUGUGUUUGCUUCAAAGGAGAGUGAGAUUACUGAUGAGGACAUUGAUGGAAUUUUGGAAAGAGGCGCCAAGAAGACUGCAGAGAUGAACGAGAAACUCUCCAAAAUGGGCGAGAGCUCACUGAGAAACUUCACAAUGGACACUGAGUCAAGUGUUUAUAACUUUGAAGGAGAAGAUUAUAGAGAAAAGCAGAAGAUCGCAUUCACAGAGUGGAUCGAGCCUCCUAAACGAGAAAGGAAAGCCAACUACGCGGUGGAUGCGUAUUUCCGGGAAGCCCUGCGUGUCAGUGAACCGAAAGCACCCAAGGCUCCUCGACCUCCCAAACAACCCAAUGUCCAGGAUUUCCAGUUCUUUCCUCCACGUUUAUUUGAAUUAUUGGAAAAGGAGAUUCUGUAUUACAGAAAAACUAUUGGGUACAAGGUACCUCGAAAUCCCGACCUACCAAAUGCAGCCCAGGCACAGAAGGAAGAACAACUUAAAAUCGACGAAGCCGAGCCACUUAAUGAUGAGGAGUUAGAGGAGAAAGAGAAGCUCCUAACUCAGGGAUUUACCAAUUGGAAUAAGAGAGAUUUCAACCAGUUUAUCAAAGCUAAUGAGAAAUGGGGUCGUGAUGAUAUUGAAAACAUAGCGAGAGAAGUAGAAGGGAAAACUCCAGAAGAAGUCAUCGAAUACUCAGCUGUGUUCUGGGAGAGAUGCAAUGAGCUCCAGGACAUAGAGAAGAUUAUGGCUCAGAUCGAAAGGGGUGAGGCGAGAAUUCAGAGAAGAAUCAGCAUCAAAAAAGCACUUGACACAAAGAUUGGACGGUAUAAAGCACCUUUUCAUCAACUGAGAAUAUCAUAUGGUACUAACAAAGGAAAAAACUAUACUGAAGAAGAGGAUCGUUUUCUGAUCUGUAUGCUUCACAAGCUUGGAUUCGACAAAGAAAAUGUUUAUGAUGAACUGAGACAAUGCAUUCGCAACUCCCCCCAGUUCAGAUUUGACUGGUUUCUCAAGUCCAGAACUGCUAUGGAACUCCAGAGGAGGUGUAACACCUUGAUCACUUUGAUUGAAAGAGAAAACAUGGAGCUGGAAGAAAAGGAGAAGGCGGAGAAGAAGAAGAGAGGACCAAAGCCUUCGACACAGAAACGUAAAAUAGAUGGAGCGCCUGAUGGCCGGGGAAGGAAAAAGAAGCUGAAGCUAUGAGUGCGGAUCUGUUCUAUACUUGCUGCCCUUCAGCCAGUAGCAGUUUACUUUACGGGUCUGGAUGAGACGUGCUGUGCAAGGCUCUCGGGUGUCAUCAGAGACACCGGCUUCAUCUGGUCACUGAGCUAGACACACAGUAUGUAGUUUCACUUUUUAAAUGCCAACAGCUGUGCUGAAAUUGUUUUUUUUUUUUUUUUUUAUCAUUAACACUUGAAGUAAUAAAAUAGGCUUCAUUUCUUCGUAAAUGUUUCAUUUGGUUUAUUUUUCUAUGAUUGUUCCAUUUGUGACAACUGUGCCUGUGUAUCAACUAUAAUUUCUAGACCCGAAAAACAGAAACCUGAAAAUUGAAAUAACAUUUAUCCCCUUCAUCCUUAGCUGUGAUUGUUUCGAUACACUUUGCCUUUGCAGGAGUUUGGGUACCUUCUCAGUAGUGCUGUGGAGCCUCACCUGGGAAGAUUAUUAGCUCGCGUUUCCCUUCUCAUGUGGCUACAGUGGGCAGAAACAGGCAGAUGAACCAUCAUUAAGUCCUGUGCAUAGUUCUCUUGCAGUUUGUUUCCUGUAGUUGGUUCUGAAGUAAACAUGCCUAGUUCUGUUGAAAGAAUGGCCUGUUAGUUGUAUAGCCAAAGACAUGUAGUAUUUUCUUGUUUCUUAAGGUGUUGUACCAUUUUGUAAAAGGAGUAUUAUUAUUUUUUCAUGUUUGGUAAAUAUUUUGACAGAUUACCUUCUGAAGCAGCCACAGCUUACAAAGAUAAUGUUCAGAUAAAGGUGGUUUUUGUUUGUUUGUUUGUUUGUUUGUUUUGUUCGGGCAAAAUAAGGUGUGAGUUUGAGUUUGUCAGACUGUUAAAUUGAAACUGGUAACAGAAUUUAUCCCCUUCUGGUUUAGCUCUUUUGAGUUUUAGAGUAAUUGAAUAUUUUACUACAGUUUAAGAUAAUUUCUAAGUCUGAGCAGCAAGAAUGACUGAACUUCCAGUUUAAUUUUGUACGAAUAGACUCGCAACGCUGGAGCCCCGGCAGCAGGAGCACCCACAUUGUGGUGUCAGGAUUUCAGCUGUGCCAGAGGCCUUUAUGUGCUGCGCAUACUUUGUAUAAAGUUUUAUAUGUGCAAAUUGGGCACAUGAAUAGUUCUCCAUUUUUCUAAGGGAAUGCAAUAAAUGUAGCAUCGUGAAUAAAUAUAACUUUUGUAAUCCUAAA